UCGAUGAUCUCGUGUCUUUCGAAACAUGUAUACGUGAUCGAUACUUUCUCUUCAACAAUCUGUGACUGGAACCUGGUGGUUGCUGGAACUUUCGCUGAAGGGGGUCUUGCGAAUGGCCUAGGCCAGUGAGAAAGAGAGUUUGUGACUAGAAUAGGUCACUUCAUAUGCUAACUAUUCCCUACCAUACGUUGUGCUGAUCUAACCUUCUCUCAACCCUAAGCAUCCUGCUGAACUAGUGGCUAGAUCUCCAACUCUAUCGUCCGAUCAUGUCAAGCACGAAUCGAGAUGCGCCAGUGCAUGUACCAUCCGGAAGUCAAGGAAUGGUUCACAAGUCUAAUUCAUCUCUGACUCUCUCGUCCACUUCGGAGUCCAGAUUUCCUGCCAUAAUCCCAUCUGUAUCACGAGAGCGAGGCACAGACCCUGAUGCUCCUUGGACGGCCAGCACGUGGGUAGGGAAUUUCAAUAAGGAGAAGAUGUUUAGAGCACUGCAGAAGGCGGGCAAACACGUCAGUGUAUAUGGCAAUACGCCUUGGAGAAACUUCGCGUCAUGGGAUUUCGCCAAGGCUAUCGUCGUCUGUCGCAAUAAGCGCGUCGACCAAGGACUUAUCGAAGGAACACCAGUCAUGGACACUGAGAAGAAAAUCUAUACGCGAAAGCCACGAUCCAUCGGCUCCGCCACAAAGAACGAUCUUUCCCAUAUACAUACAGCUCCAGGGAAAGAGCCCAAAUUGAUAACGAAACGCCAAAUUCGGCUCAUUCUGGGGGUCCUCCGUUCACAGCUUCUCAUGAUCAAAAAUGCUGCUAGUGAUGAGGCGGAAACCAUGCAGCACGGCAGUCCACAAGGGGGAGUAGAUGACACAAAUCUACUUGGCAACCCUUACCCAGAGGAUAGCAGGACACCUCUCACAGACUACAGGAUCAUAUUUGACAGCUCUUCGAGGCCCAUCAUUUCAGGCGAAGCUGAAAUGCUGGUUCGCAUGGUCUUGCACCGUCAACACAAAUCUCUCUUUUACCGCCAGCAGUGCGGAGACAUUGCCGACGAGAAGAAGUUCUACUCGGAGUGCCUUGGAGGAGUCUAUGAUGUUGAAAAGGCUAAGCUAUGGCGAGAGAUCAUGAUGAGCAUCAGUGGUGACAUUGAAGAUAGCGAGAUAGGAAAGCAGGUAAGAGCUAUUGUCAACGACACUUUUGCCGAUGUAGAUGAUCUGUAG
Messenger RNA from Alternaria rosae, 1208 nucleotides. RefSeq lists its product as uncharacterized. NCBI's taxonomy places the organism in Eukaryota, Fungi, Ascomycota, Dothideomycetes, Pleosporales, Pleosporaceae. The record is from RefSeq and is a predicted model, not a curated record. The transcript has a single exon. Bases 267 to 1208 code for a protein of 313 amino acids.